AUGCCGCUGAGGCUCUUGAAACUGCCCUUCCCUAUGAGGCUCAUGAACUUCGUUGCUCCUGCAACUGAACCCUGGUACGUCGCCCAGAUGCCUGCCGCCCACUCCGUUGAGAUUGUUGAUGCCUCAGUCCAUCCGGUUGCAUUUGCUGCCGCUCAUCCCCUUCAUGGGCCCUAUCCUCUUCCUCCCCCCCGUCCAACUGCCGCUCCCCUUGCCCCUGGUGGUGCCCAUCUCCUCGAUGCUGCCUCUGCCCUUCUUGCUGCCCAGUCCCUUCCUGCUGCCAAGAAUCUUGCAGCUGCUGAGUCCCUUGGUGCCUAUUCCCUCCCUGCCGCCCAAUCCAUUGCUGCUGCCCAGUCCCUAGCUGUUCCUCAGUCCCUAGCUGCUGCCCAGUCCUUUCCUGUCGCCCAAUCCCAUCCUGCUGACCUCGGUUUUGGUGUCGCCCAGUCCCUAGCUGCUGCCCAAUCCCUUGCUGCGGCCCAGUCCCUUGCUGCUGCCGAAAAUCUUGCAUCUGCCAAGCCCCUUGCUGCCUCCUCCCUCUCUGCUGCCCAAUCCGUUGCUGCUGCCCAAUAUCUAGCUGCUGCCCAAUCCGUUGCUGCUGCCCAAUUCGUUGCUCCUGCCCAGCCCCUUGCUGCUGCUCACUCCCUUCAUGCCACCCUGUCCCUUGAUGCUGCCCAGUCCCUUGAUGCUGCUCAGUCCCUUGCUGCUGCCCAGUCCCUUGCUGCUGCCCAGUCCCUUGCUGCUGCCCAGUCCCUUGCUGCUGCCCAGUCCCUUGCUGCCUAUUCCCUCCCUGCUGCCCAGUCCCUUGCUGCUGCCCAAUCCCUUGCUGCUGCGCAGUUACGUCAGGACGGUGCCGCUUCAGAUUCUUUUGUGACUACUGCGGAUUUGGCAGCCAUGGCGGAGCUUAAAGUCAGCAAGCCCGCGCUAGCGACGACGCCGCUAAGCCUUCCUAAUAGGAUUCUCAUGGGUCCUGGCCCGGCAACUCCCCACCCUCGAGUCCUUGCCGCCGCAUCCCUGCCUCUCGUCGGUCACAUGCACCCGGAGUUCCUCGCAGUCAUGGACGAGGUGAAGGCGUGGCUGCAGUACACCUUCCAGACGCAGAAUCCGUUCACCAUCGCCGUCAGCGGCUCCGGCCACGCCGCCAUGGAGGCUGCCGUCGCCACUGUGGUGGAGCCUGGCGAUGUGGUGCUGGUGGGGGUGAACGGCAUCUGGGGCGAGCGCAUGACGAUCCUGGCCGCUAGGUACGGUGCUGACGUCCGGAAGAUGGAGGCGGCACCGGGGAAGGUGUUUUCCACUGCUGACGUGGAAAAGGCUCUGGCGGAUAACCCGGGCGUGAAGGUGGUGUUUGUGGUGCACGGGGAGUCGAGCACGGGGACGCUUCAGCCGCUGGAAGGUCUGGGAGAGCUUUGCCACAAGAAUGACGCACUUCUAUUCGUGGACGCAGUGUGCACGCUGGGGGGGGUGCCUCUGCACGUGGACGCGUGGGGCGUGGACGUCAUUUACAGCGGAUCUCAGAAGUGCCUCUCUGCGCCCGUCGCCCCCUCGCCACUCUCCCUCAGCGAGAGAGCCCGUGCGAAACUCGCCAACCGUUCUACCCCUGUCCAGUCCUACUACUUUGAUAUGAACCUGGUUGGCGAGUACUGGGGGGUGGACGGCCAACCGCGCAAGUACCACCACACAGGCCUGGUGACCAACGUGAACGCCAUGAGGGAGGCACUCGCGAUGCUGGCAGAGGAGGGUCUGGAGAAUGUGUGGCAGCGCCAUCGCAGCCAGGCUGAGCUGCUGUGGGCAGGGCUGCAAGAGCUGGGGCUCGAGCUAUUCGUGGAGGACCAUGAUUCUCGCCUGCCCACUGUGACAACAGUGAAGGUGCCUGAAGGAGUGGAGUGGACUAAAGUCACAGGCCAUCUCAUGUCCAAGUUCAACUUGGAAAUAGCUGGAGGGCUUGGUCCGACCGUUGGCAAGGUAUGGCGAAUUGGUCUCAUGGGGAACAAUGCUCGCCCUGCGAAUGUAGCUCUGCUCCUGGAGGCCCUGAAGGACGCACUUGAGCAUGCAGGACGCCUCAAGAACCCAGCUUCCGCUGCCAUUACCAUGGCUCCUUUGGCUCCUCUGGUUGCUUCCCCAACGGCCGCUUCGACGAGGGUUGAGAGGCCAAGCAUCCCCACCACGCCUCUGACGCUCCCCAACCUGCUGCUCAUGAGUCCUGGCCCAUCGUCUCCCCACCCACGCGUCCUCGCUGCUGCUGGUUCGCCCCUUGUCGGACAUAUGCAUCCUGCGCUGCUCAGUGCGGUCGAUGACGUGCGCGAGUGGCUCAAGUACGCCUUUCAGACGCGCAACCGCUUCACGCUCGGCGUCAGCGGCUCGGGUCACGCCGCCAUGGAAGCUGCUGUGAACGCCGUUGUAGCCCCCGGUGGCGUCGUUCUUGUCGCGGUAAACGGAAUGUGGGGCGAGCGAAUGGCGCUGCUCGCGCGGCGGCACGGCGGCGACGUGCGAACGAUCCAGGCGCCUCUGGGGGAGGUGUUUUCUCUUGACGACUUCGCGCGCGCGCUCGAGGCGAACCCGGGAGUCGCGGCGGUGUUUGUGGUGCACGGCGAGUCGAGCACGGGCACGCUGCAGCCGCUGGAGGGGUUGGGGGAUUUAUGCCAUAAGCACGGUGCGCUGCUGGUGGUGGAUGCGAUUUGUACGGUGGGCGGGGUGCCUGUUCUGAUGGACGAGUGGGAUAUCGAUGUGUGCUACAGCGGGUCUCAAAAGUGUUUGUCAUCGCUUGUAUCACCGUCGCCGUUCUCCAUGAAUGAGCGUGCAAGACAGAAGCUCAAGAGCAAGGCACACCAGAUCCAGACGUACUACUUUGAUAUGAAUGUGGCCGGAGCUUUCUGGGGCGUUGAUGGCAAGCCACACGUGUACCAUCACACAUCGAUCGGCAGCAACAUCAUGGCUAUCAGGGAGGCACUAGCCUUGGUGGUGGAUGAAGGGCUAGAGAGUGUGUGGCACCGCCACCGCUCCCUGGCUGAUAAGCUCUGUGCUGGGAUCGAGGAGCUGGGUCUGGAGCUCUUUGUGAAGGACCCCGCCAUCCGCCUGCCCACCGUGACAACCAUCAAGGUGCCCGAGGGGGUGCAGUGGGCGCAGGUGACGGCUUACCUCAUGGAGAAGUACAACCUCGAGAUUGCCGGGGGGCUCGGACCCACCGUUGGCAUGGUAUGGCGAAUCGGCAUAAUGGGCAACAACGCUCGCCUCCCCAACGUGGCUCUCGUGCUGCGAGCACUCAAAGACGCGCUGCACCACUCUUGA
This is a messenger RNA of Closterium sp. Yama58-4, 3279 nucleotides long. The record is from the annotation of a GenBank genome assembly. Lineage: Eukaryota; Viridiplantae; Streptophyta; Zygnematophyceae; Desmidiales; Closteriaceae.